UAAAAUUAAAUGUUUACUUUUUAGAAUUUUUCAAAUACAAUUCCUUCAAAAUAUUAAAUUUAACUUAAGUUUUAAGACCAUGGAUCCUAGCAAAAUGCAAGGGAAAAUUCGCGAGCAGAUGAAGCGUGAGAUAAAAGCUAGAAUUGAUAGCGAGAAGAAAUGGAGCUUUAUGGCUAAGUCAGAAAACAAUAAGCACUAUAGUCAACCAUACCUAAAUGCAAAAAUUGCUGAAAGAUUCUCACAAAAUGCAAAAAUGCGAAAAGACUCGUCGGUAACCCCACCGACUCAAAUGACAGAUACCGAAUGCAGUCAUGGAGAAUCUUACUUCGUUUCUCCGGUUAUGUACGAGUCUCUCAAUGUCUGUCGAUGUGGGAGAAAAAACGAAGGCAUUCAUCUCAUUAAAUGUCUCCAAAAGUGUGUUAUAAAGUAUUCUGAUGGUGAAAUUUCAACAGGAUCUUCUCCAAUUGGAGAAGACAUUGAACCAAACAUUCCGAGAACAUCAAAUGGACUUCCUGGAUUUUUUACAUCUAAAUAUGCACAUUUGGAAAGAUCAACGUUCUAUGUAACUCCUAAAGUUCAUCUUAAACAUAAGAUUACUGAUAACAUUUACAAUAAUAUUAUUAUUGGAUAAAUAUAA
Molecule: messenger RNA, 637 nt
Organism: Chironomus riparius
Lineage: Eukaryota; Metazoa; Arthropoda; Insecta; Diptera; Chironomidae
Source: the annotation of a GenBank genome assembly